This is a messenger RNA of Achroia grisella, 2263 nucleotides long. It is a transcript of the gene Ets65A, whose product is annotated as DNA-binding protein D-ETS-3-like. Gene Ontology annotation, cellular component: nucleus. Lineage: Eukaryota; Metazoa; Arthropoda; Insecta; Lepidoptera; Pyralidae. The record is from RefSeq and is a predicted model, not a curated record. The coding region runs from base 366 to 1514 and encodes 382 amino acids. The transcript is spliced from 9 exons. Gene Ontology annotation, biological process: cell differentiation; regulation of transcription by RNA polymerase II. Gene Ontology annotation, molecular function: DNA-binding transcription factor activity, RNA polymerase II-specific; sequence-specific DNA binding.
UGAUCAUCACGGAGCACCGGAAACCAGCAGUAACAAGACAACAUCGCAUCAUCGGACCAUCCUAUUCUGAAUUUGUGUCGGGUUAAUACAUAUUAGAAGAGACCACCGCAACACUGUACAUUACAUCUGUGACGGGUUAACAAUCUUUAUUAGAGAUCAUCGCGUAAUUGCACCAUCUAAUGAUAAAUUAGUGACGAGUUAAGAUAUUGGGAGGAUAGUGAAAAUGUAGUGCGCCUGAUUUGUGUUGGAGGCGGUUUUUAUAGUGUGCUAGUGGUAUCACUGCAAUGUGAUACCACCAUUAAACGGUCACCACGGAAAACGUCAAGAAAGAUACAAAGCGACCGAAAAGGAGACGCAUCUCCGAUAUGAGGGUUGACUUGCGGGGUCUGAAGUGCGUAUCGGCGCUCCGUAAAGCUGCGAUGUACGAAAGCAGUUGUUCCUACGCCGGCGCUCUAGAAUUGAAGCGAAGUGCCCUCAAAGAGGAACCCUGGCCCACAACAGAAUGGUCUCCUUACCGCUUACAUCAAUCCACUUUCGAGCAGCUAAAGCAGAGUGUAGAAAAAGCAAAAGCAGCCUUACAGGACAGAUCGGGUCUUCUUGGUACAGCGACGGCUUUCGGUGAUUUCUAUGGAGGACAGUUGGCACAAGAUGGGACGGGGGCUACUUUGGGGUUUGGAAGGACAAGGACGGACGAGUCAAUGCUAGGCACUAUUGAUAAAAAUAAAACAUUAGGCACAGAGAAAUUGUCGGGAGGUCUCGGGAAAGGGUAUUCCACGCCAACAUUGUCUGAUACAUUGCGGGCUACAAAAUGUACAGAUGCGUCCUACAAAAGUACUUGGUCUUCACACGCGACGUCACAGGGUUCACAAGGCUAUGGCACCAAUUCGUUAUCUGCUAUGUCGAAAUCGACACUCGAUGCACACACGCAUCUUCGUCAACCAGAUCCAUAUCAGAUGUUCGGUCCUACAAGCAGUCGCCUGGCAAAUUCAGGAUCAGGCCAGAUUCAACUGUGGCAGUUCCUACUCGAGCUCCUGAGUGAUUCCAGUAACGCAGGGUGCAUCACUUGGGAGGGCACUAACGGAGAGUUCAAACUGACUGAUCCUGACGAGGUGGCCCGAAGGUGGGGCGAGAGGAAGUCGAAGCCAAACAUGAACUACGACAAGCUAAGCAGGGCUCUGAGAUAUUACUACGACAAAAACAUUAUGACGAAAGUUCACGGGAAAAGAUAUGCGUACAAGUUCGAUUUCCAAGGGCUAGCCGCUGCGACUCAGCCGGCGGCCAGUGACCCCGCAUACAAGUACCAGAGCGAUCUGUUCAUGAGCUCGUACCAUCACUCCGCGAAAUUGUCGUCUUUCAUGGCCCCACACACAGCCAUGCCAACGUCCACAGCGUCAAUAUUCCCAUCAGCUUCGUGGGGCAAUUGGGGGGGUGGGGGCAGCAAUCUAUACUCGCCCCACUCGAUGGCGCCCCCCCACGUGACUUCGCACCUGGGUUCGUACCCGCACUACGCAUGACCUGCCAUCUAAACUGACCACAUGCCCACCACGACUUCGAUUGUACGACAAACACCUAUUAGACAUUUAUUUUGUAUUUUUUAAUUGUAUUGCAAUUUUACUUUGCACUUAUACAACUUUACAGAGUUAUUAUUCAUACAUAAAAUAUUUAAUCGUCAUAGUUAUUAUUAUAAUUCUAUUAUCCUUGUCAUGAUUUGCAAUAUGUGAUCAUUUAAACAGAUCAUAAGUAUUUUUAUUAUUGUAAAGAAAGUCUUUCAUACAUUUUAUAAAGUGCACAUACUCGUAAAUUCUCUCUUUUUACCUAUUUAAUAACAUUCACUCUACUAUUACUAACCUUUAUUAUAGGAAUGUUAUUACUUACCCAAAGUUACAUUCAGUUCGCUUGGGACAAGAAUAAGUUUAUGACAUGUUUAAGAUAUAUUUAUUCUUACCAAUAUACAUAUGUAUUGUGUCCUGAAUUAAACAUACAUAAUUCAGAUGUCUGAAAGACUUAUAGUUACAUAUUUGGUUUUUAGUUUAUACUUUUUGCUUUUAUAAUAGUUUUAAUGGUAUUUAUCGUUUGAAUGGUGUUGCCAACUAUAUUAUUAUUUAAUUUGAUGAGACGAAGAAACGAGAGCGCACGUGAACUGCAAGACUAGUCUUUUAUCAAAGAAUGAUGUAAAUAAUAGAUACUCAUUAAAUAAGUAGAAUUAUUUAUUUAGGAUAUCAAAAUAAUAAAAUUUUAUUGGUCGCAUUAAUUAAAUGUAAAA